Messenger RNA from Hydra vulgaris (swiftwater hydra), 1203 nucleotides. Lineage: Eukaryota; Metazoa; Cnidaria; Hydrozoa; Anthoathecata; Hydridae. The record is from RefSeq and is a predicted model, not a curated record.
UCUACUUAAAUAUAAAAGAGAAAAGAUUGAUUCUCGCGUUGUUUAUAAAAAGUUCCACGGAUGAAUCAAUUAAUCUAGUUUUACGUUUUGAAGAUAUUUUUUGCUGACAUCACUUUGUCUAUUUUGAGGUUGCCAUGUUUAUCGUAUACAAGUUUUAAUUUAAUACAAAACAAAUACUAUAUUGGAGUUAUUGAGUCAACAUACUCUGCAAACGAUGUUAAAGAUUGCGGCAUUUAUUGCGUCAGAAGCCCAACCUGUGUUUUUGCCAACUUUAAUGAUAAUCAGCAAUUGUGUCAAUUAAUGUCAUCAUUUGCGAACUCGUUAAAUAGUUUAAACGACGAACAAUGGCAAGUAUUAAUAACAGAUUUAACAAAUGAUACAAAUGUUGGUCCCAUUUGUGAAAACAACACUCCUUGUGGAGGUCUAUAUUGCAGAGAUGUAUGUUUAUCGAACAAUUCAGUCCACGCGUAUGUUUGUUUAGCAACAAAUGAUGUAGCAAAAAUUGCAACUCCUUCGUUGUCAUCAACGUAUUCAUCAUCAUAUGUUGCACGUUACGCAAUUGACGGAGAUCUAAGUACUGUAGUAUCAACUAAUUUUGCUGGCAAUUAUAAAUGGUUUAAACUCGACUUGAAACUUACUUUUUUAAUAUAUCAAAUUAUAUUAUGGAAUAAUAGUUUUCGUCCAUUAGGAUUGAAAAAUAGUAAGUUGUUUGUAAGUUUAACAGACCAGUUACCAAAUUAUUAUCAGAUUUCGAUCUUAAGUUCCGAAAUACAGCAAACAUUUACAGGGUCAUACAAUGCUCGAUAUAUAAUUAUCACUAAGGAUUUUGCGGACGCACUACAGCUUGCAGAUAUUAGUGUUUUUGUUUGACUUUAUGUUAAUUACUAGUUACAUUAUUUUAAAAACAAUUUGAUCUAGAUAAGACUAUGGUUCUUUUGCUUCAACUUUUGUUUUUGUUUGUGAACACUUUAGUUUUUACUUCAAUAAAAAGAGAGCAGUUUGUUUAAAAGCAACAGUAGGUUAAAAAUUAUGUUGACUUAAACUUCUAGUUUACUAUAUCAGAUUUGCAGGUGAAAAGCUUUCAACUUGUUUUCUGUACUUAACGCUAAAAAGUACUAGCUUUUGGUUAGCCAUUUAGCUUAACUAUAUAGUAAAAUUCUGCACAUACGGUUAAUUUUCUUUAAAUAAAUUGUUUGAAUGUUA